Molecule: messenger RNA, 618 nt
Organism: Hermetia illucens (black soldier fly)
Lineage: Eukaryota; Metazoa; Arthropoda; Insecta; Diptera; Stratiomyidae
Exons: 1
Coding region: 1-618 (205 amino acids)
Source: RefSeq, a predicted model, not a curated record
AUGCAAAAUUUAAGCAGUGCGAUCCAUAAAUCAUCACUUUCCAUUUAUAGAGCUGCUCAACCAAUUGUAGGAACUUUACCGCGAUUAGGGCAUUUUAGAAGAUAUUCCGCAGAAAAAGCCCAACUAGAAAAAAACGGUACAAUAAAAUGUGAAGAAAUUGAUAAGCAAGACAAUAAGUGGGAAUUGAAUCCGGAAUGCGGGGAAGGGGAAUGUCAUGAUGCCAGACGUCUUGAUGAGAUUUGUCCACCUGAUUCUCGGGCCAAGAAAGGUCCUUUCCAGCAAACCUGGGCAGAAUGCCCACCUCGUGUGAUUGAAGAAGUCCCGUUUUGCGCUGGCGAAAAGAUGCCUGUGGAUACACCACGAAAAGGGAAAGUUCGUGAUAUAGCAAAACAAGUGGGUCCCAUAGAUACAAACGAACACUGCAUGAAAAUCCAAUUACCAGGCUGCAAGGAACCUAGUAAAGCUGUCAAGUGUCAACGGACAAGACUACCCGCUGACUGUGUGCCCAUCCCAGCACCUACCCUUAGUUUUUCAGAAUGUGAAAAAGACUUACCCCCUUGGAGAGCUCCUACAGAAUGCAAUUGCUUUGAGAAGGAAUGCGCACCCACCGACACUUGA